Molecule: messenger RNA, 3636 nt
Organism: Triplophysa dalaica
Lineage: Eukaryota; Metazoa; Chordata; Actinopteri; Cypriniformes; Nemacheilidae
Exons: 2
Coding region: 2310-3296 (328 amino acids)
Source: RefSeq, a predicted model, not a curated record
CUGUUACAAGAGAAUUGAAAAUGUUCUUUUUCUUACUAGGAUCUGCAGAAUGAUGAAUUAAUUAUCUAAAUACUUUAAACGUUUAUGAACUUAAAAGAAUGUUUUAUGAAAUAAUUUUGUUGUUAUGGCAACAAACGAUAGAAAAUAUUUUUCAAAACAUAAAUUGAUUCAUAAUAAUGUGUAAACAACCUGUUGCACUUCCUGGCAGCAAAUAUUUUCAUCCUCGCUUUGCAGUUUGACGCAUUUGCCGCACGUGCACCUAUAUAGAUAUAUUUGGGUGAAACUAGAAUAAUUUUUCAUAACGUCGACUUUCUGAAAUGCUCUAUGUAAUAGUAUUGCUAACCUAUUUUAAGAAUAAUUCUAAUUUACUUCAUUGAUAAGCAAAACAAAACAUUUAUGUUGUCACACUGAGAGUUUUUGUGAGUCAUCGUGCUCCAGUCGUGGUGGAGUUUGUGGAGGAUUAGCGUCUUCUUCCUCGUCAGAUUAGGGCUCAAACUGGUUCGGUAAAAUCGCCGCCAUCUCUAUCUACACAUAUAAAUAAAGAGAUCCAACCACAUGUAAACCGUUAUCCUGUAAUGAUGGUAGGCGUUCCAUUUGCGACAAAUGAUGAACGCGUUUGACCAAUCACAACAGACUACACCAUCUGACCAGUCACAUGACACAAGGUUACCGGGUAGGAGGGGCCUAGACGGGUGAAUCGCGGAACGAAUCAUUUGAGAGUCAGUCAAGAAGUAAGGUACGAAUAACAUGUUGUCAAAAUAUGCAGAUACUCUUUCUUGUGUUCGUGUGGAAGCCAAUUGGUAACCUAUCUUCAAGACUCAUGAGACAUGAGUACGUUUUUUUUCCCCUAAGUCAAACAAAAGUGAGCAUCCAGAGGUACUCAAAUUUUGCAAUCUUUUCAUUCACAGGUUUAUAGAAAUUGUCAAAGAAGUUGCAGCUAAAACAUUAUAUGUGACAUUUGGUGAGAAAAUGAGUGUCGUAAAUGUGUUGUUGUUAUUUUCACAUUGUCCAUCAAAUACAAUAAUCUCCUUGAAAAUACUGAAUGAGCUACACACGUUUGAAGCAACAGUUUUCCAGAAGCAAGCAGAAUCUUUUUUCAUGGAUCAUUAAAACAACAUAACAUUUUAGGAAGGUACACCUAUUUAAAAAUGUACAAAUAACAAUCAUUUUAGAUAUUUCGAUGAUAUUUGGAACAUAGGAGCUAGAUGAGGGCUUUAUAAAUAUUUUUUUGUGAAAACCCAACCAAAAUAUAAAUAAUUUUCCAGCACAGGUCAGGUAUUACGGAGCCCUUUUAGGGACAUGGUGGUGGAAAAAAAUGUGAGGAAAGAGGAAAAAAAACUUUUGCGUUCCCACCUCGCAAAAGAUUCACACGUCCUGUUAUUCUGCUCCGUACAUUAACAAUGGAGCGGUUCAUACUAGAUUCCAGGACAAAUAACUUGUGAGCUAAACGUUGUUAUAACACAAACAACACAUUAUUCCUUAGACAAGGAUCAACAACCUAGUCUUCCUCAAAACGAGAAUAUAAAUGUAUCUAUAUAUGAGAAAGUGAAGUGCAGUAAUCCAAAGAGACCGUCUACAAAGUGACUGUAAAUAGCGUAAUUAAAAAAAUUGUCAUUAAAAACUUAAAUGUUACACACUGCGGUCUCACCAAAUUCAGAUUGUACAUUAAUGGCCUCCUGUUGAAUCUAAACUGGUUUUAGCUAUACUAAAUUAUGUAGCACAGAAGUUAAUUACUAUUUUUAGUACCCUAAUGAUCUUCGAGUUUUGCCCUUUAUAGAGGAUCCCUUCGGUCUUGUCUCAGCCGGUUCAUUGUUUACGUUACGUAGAAUAAGGUGUCAUUUGUUUUAUAAGAACGUUUAGCUCACUACUUAUUAGUCUGGGAAUCUGCGUCUAUAAACCAAAGUUUACGGAACUAGUCUCAGACUCAGCCAGCAGGACAUUGAACAUGAAGUGUCUGUUCGAAAUUCGAAAUCGUUUGCGAGACAAUGCAAAACUUUUGCGAGAAAACGCAAAAGCUUUAAAAAAUAUUUUUUUCUUCCCUAUCAUUUUCUUCCCCCACCACCAUGUCCCUUAAAGGGCUCCGUACAUAUUUGAGCAUUUAAAGAUGUGAAGUUUACUGGAAUCACAAGUUUAAAAAUGGCAUGAAAUUAAAUUGUCAAAAUAUAUAAAUAACCUUUUGAUUGUGUGUGUAACAGUGAAAUUCCGAGACCGGAUAUUUUUCAAGUAAGUUUUUUCACCUCACAUAUUGAAACAUUGGGUGUAACAAAUGUUCAGUAAAAACAAGUACUUCAAUUUCUAUAACAUUAAACAUGCGUAAUAUUUCCAAAUACUUUAGUUCCUGCAACAUUAUGAAUGUCCAGUCAUUUUCUGGGGCUCUUGAUGAAGGAAUUGGAAGUCUCAUCUACAUCUGCAAGUCUUUCUCAGAUCACACCCCUGAUUAUGAUCAACUCAGGGAAUAUAUUGUACAGGCUGAACAGUGCAUGGGAAAGGCAGAAAACAUUAUUAAUGUAAAACUGGGAAAUUUUGAUCAACGCAUGGAGCAACUUAUUAGAAAGAAACACGAUGCUGUGCAGCAGAAGAAAGCAAAAGGCCUGGCUGUGGAUAAGUUACGCAUAGAAAAAACAUCUGCUGAACAAUCAUUACAGAAUUUCAACAAAGCUUUGGAACAAGCUAGACGAAAUGUACAAUCAGCUCAAAAUGCUGUAAGCGCAGCAAAAUAUAGGAUGGACUCAAAUCAAGGUUUAGCAAUUGCAGGGGGGGUACUGAUUGUAAUUCCAAUUGUUGGAUGGAUUGCUGGUCCUGUAAUGCUGGGUGUGGGACUGAGUGAAUUACAAAAGGCUGAAAAUGACCACAAUGCUGCUGAAAUGGAUGGGCAAAUGUAUGAAUUGAAAGUAAGCGAGUGCACCAAAAAAGUUUCUGAAUAUGAGAGAAAAAUUGGUCAUGCUCAGAAUGAAAUUCAGAUGACCAGUGUGGCACUGAGACAGAUUGAGGUGAUGAUCACAGAGGUUCAGAAGGAUCUAAAGAAUACUGCCGAUGAUCAGCAAAUGGUCAGAAGAGCUGUGAGACUUCUGGGUGAUCUUAGUGGAAGGGUCACUGUACUGGAGAAGCAAACUAAAAAUGUCAUCCUCUGGGAGCCUGUGGUAAAUAUCAUGAAAAAUGUGAUGAUAGCAGUAGUAAAUGUUACUAAGAAUCAGCUCUACUGUAGUGAUCUUGGCCUCAUAAAUACAUUGAAGGAGAAUGUUGGAAAACUACAGGUUGUAUGCAACUCUCCUAGUGACUAUGAUCAAUAUUAUUGAUAAUAUCUAUUAAACCCAUGUAACAGCGAUCAUGAAAGAAGAACAUUCUGGCCUACUGGUUUUUUAGAAACCACUCCAUGUAACAGAGAACACGCAAAAUAUAAUGUAAAUUCACAAUGGUGAUUGUAAUAACAAUGUAAUUGAGUUCAAAUCUUAUUCAUGUUGCUUCAAAGAAAUCUUAAAUACCAUCAUGUAUUACUCCAUUAUCAUCAUAAAUUCGCAUAUGGUAUAAUCGAAUCUUGAUAAUUUUAUUGACUUGACAGUCAUAAUGUUUUUCCAAAUACAGAAAUGGUCAUUAUUGCAUACAACAAAGAAAAUAAUUGAAUUAAAAAUGUUUAGC